AUGGUGGAGGAUAAAGAAUUCACAGCUCGCAGUGACGUAACGAUCAUCUCCACCGCAAGUCGAUGUGCGAACGUUGAAGCUCUCGCAGUCUUGCUUGAAUGCGUAAGCAAAGUUGGUGAUGUGGCAGACGCAGUGUCUUAUCGCGAUAGCUGGGGAAGCAUGCCACUUCACUGGGCUUGCCAAGUGUCAAUGGGAGAAGAUCCUCGUGAAGUGGCUGCAGAAGUCAUGGAGAACAGGGUGCAACGAAUUAUCACAGUGCUUGGAAUACUGCUUGACUGCAGCCCGAAAACGAUCAACACGCAGGAUCAGUACGGAAAUGCCCCUCUACACUAUGCAGCCAAGCACUACAGUAAUCGCGGACAAGAUGAUACAGCCGUCUUUCAGUACCUUUGUGAGAAAGGCGCUGAUUCUGGCAUUCUCAACCAAAGCGGUGAAACAGCAUUGCACAGCUUAUGUUCUUGCGAUGGAGGAUUGCCACUUGAUACAGCCGCAAUCGAGACUUUACUUGACCAUGUAGCAAAAGUUACAGAUACAGACCAUGACGGAAAUACGCCGCAGCACUUGGCAGUCACGAAUUUUGAGAAUCUUGAUGCCAUCGCUUUUCUGCUCGAUCAUGAUGCAGAUAUAUGUGCAAAGAACUUGAAGGGAGAUAUCCCACUACAUGAGGCCGCGAACGGAUUGUUUUGGCCCAGCAUAUUUAAGGAAAAGUACAAAAACAUGGGAGAUAUACUUAGAAGGCUUCAGGGCGAUGGAGGAAGUCUGAUGGACGAGCUGAAUGCAGAGGGAAAGUCUCCUCGGCAGAUUCAGAAUGAAAGAAGGAUGGAAUUUACGGAGAAAAUAAAUGAUAUCGAGAAUGGAAGGAGGCGAUGGGGAUUAUGA
Molecule: messenger RNA, 879 nt
Organism: Fusarium verticillioides 7600
Lineage: Eukaryota; Fungi; Ascomycota; Sordariomycetes; Hypocreales; Nectriaceae
Exons: 1
Coding region: 1-879 (292 amino acids)
Biological process (GO): protein localization to ciliary inversin compartment
Cellular component (GO): ciliary inversin compartment
Molecular function (GO): protein binding
Source: RefSeq, a predicted model, not a curated record